AUGAGAUCUGUGCCGAUAGGGGCAGGCCAUACUUCACCAUGUCUUCCUAGAGAGUUUUCUUUCUCCUCGACGGGCAAAAUGCCGAAGGGAAUUACCGUUCACCAUCAGUUGAAGAUUGAACUUGUAGUGGGGGAAGAUGUGUUUCACAAAGACACUGGUAAGCUUGUGGAACGGAAAACUAUGCAGACUAAUGAUAUGUCCUGCGGUUCCUUUGAGUGUUUGUGA
Molecule: messenger RNA, 225 nt
Organism: Penicillium digitatum Pd1
Lineage: Eukaryota; Fungi; Ascomycota; Eurotiomycetes; Eurotiales; Aspergillaceae
Source: RefSeq, a predicted model, not a curated record